Messenger RNA from Plasmodium adleri (nom. inval.), 324 nucleotides. Its product is annotated as DNA/RNA-binding protein Alba 3. The record is from RefSeq and is a predicted model, not a curated record. Lineage: Eukaryota; Apicomplexa; Aconoidasida; Haemosporida; Plasmodiidae. The coding region runs from base 1 to 324 and encodes 107 amino acids. The transcript is spliced from 3 exons. Gene Ontology annotation, molecular function: nucleic acid binding.
AUGGCAAGCACAGAAGAAGUAUCUCAGGAAAGAUCUGAAAACUCAAUACAAGUUUCUAUGACCAAGAAACCAACCUUUUAUGCAAGGAUUGGUAAGAGGAUGUUUACAGGAAAUGAAGAAAAGAACCCAUUUGAUGAAGUCAUAAUAACAGGUCUAGGAAACGCAACAAAAAUUGCAAUAGGUGCAGCAUCAAUAAUGGAGAAGGAAGAUAUAGGACAAAUUGUAAAAGUACAAACAGCUUAUUUUAGCUCAGAUAGGAUUAACAGAAGAAUCCCCAAAAUUACCAUCGUCCUAAAAAAACACCCAGAUUUUGUAGCAAACUAA